Messenger RNA from Dentiscutata erythropus, 552 nucleotides. NCBI's taxonomy places the organism in Eukaryota, Fungi, Glomeromycota, Glomeromycetes, Diversisporales, Gigasporaceae. The record is from the annotation of a GenBank genome assembly.
AUGGUAUUAUCAAUACAUUGUCAAAAUAACGUUAUUGAAAAAAAACUUAAACGAGAUCAAAAUAACGUUAUUGAAAAAAAAUUUAAACGAGAUCAAAAUAACAUUAUUGAAAGAAAACUUAGACGAGACCCUUUUCCAAAACCACAACAGGGCAAAGGUAGAGGUACGCAGGCAUUUACACAGGCAUUUACACAGGCACCUAAAACACCAUCAAAUACGGCACCUUUACAACCAAAUUCUUUACAGACAUCCCAACCAACUGGAACUGACGCCGUACCUUCUCCAACAAUACCAACGAUACUACCUGUCAUUAACAACAUUGGUAUAAAAUCAUCAGCUACCGUUCCAAUGGGAAUCACCGGAAUUGGAAGGCUUAUUGGAACUAACCAGAUCGAAUUAGAAGAUAUAAUCGUUCCAGUGUGGAUGGAAGAUCCAGUGAUGUCCAGUGGUGAGAAAAAAAAUAUAUUAUUCGUACUAUUGGCGGGACUGCUGACUUGGGCGAAACGGGAUACAGGGAUAACAACACAACCACGUAACAAGUCCAAUAGUUAG